Messenger RNA from Penicillium cataractarum, 1062 nucleotides. RefSeq lists its product as uncharacterized. Gene Ontology annotation, cellular component: membrane. Gene Ontology annotation, molecular function: carbohydrate:proton symporter activity. Bases 1 to 1062 code for a protein of 353 amino acids. The record is from RefSeq and is a predicted model, not a curated record. The transcript is spliced from 3 exons. Lineage: Eukaryota; Fungi; Ascomycota; Eurotiomycetes; Eurotiales; Aspergillaceae. Gene Ontology annotation, biological process: carbohydrate transport; transmembrane transport.
AUGUCCGUUUCAGGCGAUAAACAGUCAACGCCUGUGGACUCGUCUUCUGACCAUGAGGUUGAGAAGGUCGAGUUCCAACAGACGGAGAAAGUCCUUGAUGAUGCGGAUCUUUUGAAUGAUGCCUUUGCGGGUGAGAAUAAGGAGCAUGAGAUGGGUGCGUGGGAGGCGGCUAAGAAACAUCCUUGGGCUUGUUUGUGGGCGUUUACAAUGUGUUUUACUAUUGUCAUGGAAUCAUUCGACAUGUUCUUGAACGGAAAUUUCGUCGCCCUAGGCGCUUUCCAGAGAAAAUUCGGUGUUCCCCAUGGCGAUGGCUAUGUCAUUCCCACUCGCUGGCAAAGUGCCCUCUUCCAAUCUGGUCAAUGCGGUGCUUUCGUCGGUGUCUUCGCCGCUGGCCCCGUCACCAACAGACUCGGAUACCGCUGGACUACCAUUUUGGCUUUGGUCCUGAUGAAUGCUACUAUUUUCAUUUCUUUCUUUGUGGAAGCCGGAAUCUCCCCCGACAAAUCCUUCCAACUAAACCUCAUCAACUCCUGCCUCCAAUUCGUCGCCAACGCCCUCUCCUGGUUCCUAACCCCCUACUUCGGCCGCCGCACAAUCUACCUCUGGGGCACAGCCACAAACAUCACCUUCCUCUUCCUCCUCGGCAUAAUCGCCUCUAUCCCCCAAAACAACGCUACAAACUACGCCCAAGCCAUCCUGGGCAUAAUCAUCUCCUUCGUUUUCGCCGGCAGUCUAGGCCCUAUCUCCUACACGAUUAUUUCCGAGACUAGUUCCGUGCGGUUGCGUGCGCUUAGUACUGGUGUUGGUCGUGCUGCGUACUACGUUGCUGAGAUUCCGAUGAUUUAUCUCGCUUCGCAGAUGCUGAAUGGUACCGGCUGGAAUAUGGCGGGCAAGUGUGGUUAUGUUUGGGGUGGUACGGCCGUCGUCUGUUGGGUUAUGGCUUACUUCUUCUUGCCCGAGUUGAAGGAUCGGUCGUAUCGUGAGGCGGAUAUUUUGUUUAACCGGAAGGUUCCUGCGAGGAAGUUUAAGGGUACUGUUAUUGAUGUUCGGGAGAAUGAGUAG